Lytechinus pictus (painted urchin) is the source of this 7100-nucleotide messenger RNA. RefSeq names its product cullin-5-like. The transcript is spliced from 4 exons. Bases 1 to 444 code for a protein of 147 amino acids. Gene Ontology annotation, cellular component: SCF ubiquitin ligase complex; Cul5-RING ubiquitin ligase complex. The record is from RefSeq and is a predicted model, not a curated record. Lineage: Eukaryota; Metazoa; Echinodermata; Echinoidea; Temnopleuroida; Toxopneustidae. Gene Ontology annotation, molecular function: protein-macromolecule adaptor activity; ubiquitin protein ligase binding. Gene Ontology annotation, biological process: SCF-dependent proteasomal ubiquitin-dependent protein catabolic process; protein ubiquitination.
AUGCAAUCUUUGGUAGCGUUUGCCAAGUUAAAGAGACAGCUUGUUCUGAUGCACCCAGAGGCUAAAUCUCCCAAGGAAUUUGUAGAUGGAACUGUAUUUUGGGUCAACCAAGAUUUUGCUGUCAUUAAGAAUGGGAAGCCUCAGAAGCGUGGUAAGAUCAACCUUAUAGGAAGACUACAGCUCUCUACAGAGAGAAGUACUGAAGAAGAUAAAGAAGGAAUUGUGCAACUCAGAAUACUUAGAACACAGGAGGCAAUAGUUAAGAUCAUGAAGAUGAGGAAGAAGCUUAGCAAUGCCCAACUUCAGACGGAAUUGGUUGAAAUCCUCAAGAACAUGUUCCUUCCGCAGAAGAAGAUGAUCAAAGAACAAAUAGAAUGGCUGAUAGAUCAUAAGUACAUGAAGAGAGAUGAUGGUGACAUCAAUACAUUCAUCUACCUUGCUUGAUUAUCAUGCCAGUCAGAACUGACUCAGCGGGUGAUUGGUCCGGUCUGAAUAUCUUGACAAAGAGAUGGGAAAUGGUCGAAAGAGAAAUAUUUAUCAUCACAAAGGAUAGUAAUGGGUAUUCAUUUGUAUUUUACACUGUGAAGAAAUUGUGGAGAAAAUACUGUGGCUCGACGGAAAGAUGGAGACAACCCUCCACCUACCGUUCCCUCAGACUUGUUAGAACUAUGGCCCUACAGGAUGUGUAUCCAGUCAUCUAGUUAUCACCAGGACAAAAAUCAAGAGAUAGUUUUGUGUUAUUGAAUCCUGGACUGACGGAUGCACGUGAGUUAGUGUCCAGGAUAUCAGAAGAGGCCAUUCAUGCCAUGAAUGCGAAUUAAGACAAGAAAGCUCACUGAAGAUUGGCAGACCUUGCAAGAAAGGAAGAACUCUAUAUCUACCUGUUGCUAUCCUGUUUGCACCUGCUAAGGAACAGUUCUUAUCCUCUCUCUGGGGUGCUGGGACUGUUCCUGUGUCUUCUUUCUUCCCCCCAAUGGGUCAGCAGUCCAACGAUUGUACUAAUAUGGCAAAUUUAUUAGUGAACAUAAGCUACCUAUCAUGACUACAAUGAAAUAUUUGACUAUGAUGUUUCUGCAGAAGAGAAAUUCAUAUUCCUUCAUUUAGGUAGAGUGACUACAACUCUCUUCAUUCUAGCCCAAUUCGGUCAGUAAUCUACGAACCGUCUGAGUUUAGAACGUUAAGUGUUUCCAAACCAGGAAUGCAUAUAUAUUAUUUAUGAAUUUAUGGCAGAGAGAAAUAUCCAUUUACAUGUACAUGUACAUUUGGAAACUUGGAACAAACAUAAAUCUUGCUUUGUUACACGUACAUUGACAUGCUGUUAUCAUCAAAGUAGCUGAUUAGUCAAAUCAUCUAAAGACAGCCUAUGUGCACGCUCCAAUUCUUGCUUUUUUAUAAACGAAGUUUGAAGUUGGUAUCUAGGAAUCAGUGUAUGGUCGGGCGGUCGGUCCGUUGCAAAUCUUGCACAUCGAAUUACUUUCUCAGUUUUUAACCAAUUCUCAUGAUAUUUAGCUCACCCAUUGGUCUUUGGGUAAUACUAGGCUAGACAUAUUUUUUCUAUGUGUUGGAAACUGUUUCCAUGGUAACAGUAUUAAUCACCUUCAGUGAUAGUUCUAAUUUGUCUCAAUCCAAAAGCCUUCGAGCAUGUUCAAGAUGGUGAGCAUUAAACCUGUUUCGUUCCCCAUCUAUCCAUUGCGGGCUAGUUAACCUCUCUCGCUCUUUGCAGUACAGUGAAACUUAAGGAUCUGGCUAAAACUAUUUCAUGUUCCUCUGUGCAAGUAGUUUAGUUUGUUUCAAGAACAAGUCAUUGUUUAUUUGAAUUUAUAUCCCCUUUAAUCCUGUUGAUACUUUUGAAUCAUCUGCAGUGCAAUUGGGCUCACAAAGACAGUAAUGGCUGAGCACUCUUUUUUAGAGGUCCUUUUCUUGAAAUGAGAGUAAUUAAUUCUUAAUUAUCUAAAUGUUUUUUGGGGGGGUUUUGUGAAGUGAUUAGGAUGAGUCAUACAGUAUAUAUCUUUGGAAAACUGAGAAUCUCCACUUUUAGGAGAGCUUAAAACAGUAUGGUGAUUUUGGCGACUUAUUGGUGGAUUUGAGGGGGCCGGCAACAUAUUCAAUAACUCUACUUCAAUGAAUCUUGCAAGAAACCAUUGAUAUCCACAUAUUCUCCUACAUGUAUGUUAUCCAAACUCUAGAAUCAUUAAUCUGAUGCACAACAGUAGGGGAAGGCGGGGUAAGUUGUGACACUUUUUGCAUUUUGCAUGAUAGAAUUGAUAUGACUAAUAAUAUUGUAGAAAUAAGUACCUUGCCUUUAAAUAUGAUUCUUGGGAAAUCUUUUUCACCUAUAUACAUCUUCCUACCCCCACACUGAAAGUCGUUGUGACCUUUGAAAAAAACGAUGUCAAGUGGCACAACUUGCCCCAUCUGUGGGGUAAGUUGUGCCACCUUUGAGGGUAAGUUGAGCCACCUUUGAGGGUAAGUUGAGCCACAAAAACUAUGUACAAAAUGUAUGCGGGAAUAAUCAGCAUGUCAAUUUUUUAUUUAAAGUCUUUUCACUUGUUAAUUCUCUAAAAAUACUAACAUUCUUUAAAAGAAUACUAAAAAUAAGUUGAGCCACAAAAACUAUGUACAAAAUGUAUGCGGGAAGAACCAGCAUGUCAAUUUUUUAUUUAAAGUCUUUUCACUUGUUAAUUCUCUAAAAAUACAAAAAUUCUCUAAAAGUAAAAGAACUGUCAUGUGAAUUUGCUCUUUUCUGCCUGCAUAUCGAUGGCUUUUUAAGGUUUGAUUGCGUUUUUGUUUACAUUACCAUAAGAAUUACCAUGGCUCAACUUGCCCCAUGUUUGCUGGCUCAACUUACCCCAGUCCGAACUUAAUGCGAUAAUUUCGCAUCCACACAUUUCUUAUGUAUCCAUCAUGUAAAAGACUGUGACAAGAAUGAAGAUCCAUACCUGGACUGACAAUGUUGUUCCUAUGCUUUAUUAUAUACAAAGAAGUGUGUGUGUAAAAACACUUAUCUAUUUCACACCCUUUUUUACUUUUUUGGCUGAAAUUUGUAUUUUUCCCUCUAAAAAGGUACUUUUUGUUUUAAAGUUGAAAACAAUGUGGUGGGGUUAAGGGUUAUGUAAUGGGUCAUCAAUACAUGACACCACCAUAAGGUCUGACUCAUUCAUUAUUGGCCUGGGGGCGGUGGCUCAACUUGCCCCUAUGCUCAACUUACCCCGCCUUCCCCUAAUAUAUGAAAUAGGUAUUACAAUCUGUAUUAAUGUACGGUACAUGUUUAUUUUCCUAUGAAUACUAUUUAACAUGUUACUUUUUGUAAUAUGAUCUUAAGCCCAGCGCACACUGUGCAAUUCGUUGCCAUUCAGAUUUCAAAGAAAUAAUAAAAGAAUUCAAUAUAAUGUGCGCUGGGCUUAAUUCGAAUUUCACGAAUUUAUGAUAUGUGUGGAUACAAGUGUCUCCAUGUUUUGUAAAAAAUAAUGUCAAUCAGAAGUAUUGAUGUAAAUUGCCUGUUUUAACAGUUAAUGUCUGUUUUCCUGAUAAAGCAGAAUCAAAUUCACACUCCUAGCAUUAAAUGGUUAAAAUUUUGCCAGGCCUGUUUAGUUUAUUUGAGUUAAGGGAAUGUUCCAUCAGGUUUCAAAAUAUAUUGAAAAUAAAUUUUAGUUGAUAAAACACCCCCAAGAAACUCUAUUUCCAAGUAUAUCUGCUAUAUUUAAAAUCUGUGCUCCUCUUAAAAAACAUGGUUAGUCUCAAUGGAGUACACAUUAAAUGAAUAUUUAGGCCAGCAAACUUAAUAUAUCCUUGGGUAGAUAUUGAUUUGAAUACAUUUUUAAAAGGUUCUAUUUCAUAAAGAGUGAUCUAUGUUCUCUAAUCCCAUCCAUAAGGCUGCAUACCAUCUGUAAGUUACAUGUGGAUUCACAAACACCUAAGAUUAAUUUUUAUCAAGAUGAAAUCAAUUUUAUGAUAUUUGAUUGGUAAACAGCUUCUAAAAAUAAUUAACACACUAGUGUGUUAAGUGUAUCUGAUCACAGGAAUUGUUUUAUCAAAUACCUAGGAUUAUACUUAUUGUUCAGUCCACACUGGUUCAUAUCAGUAAUUGCACUUUCUUAACUCUUGACAUGUUUCGUUUGCAACAAUGCACACCCGUAGAUGUGUUUCGUCAACCACGUCUUAUUGAUGCCCCUUUGUCUAAUAGUUUUCGUAGAUUUGUUUUGUUUUGGAUACAUUCACUUUCAAGAGCACUGAGAAGAAGAAAAAAAACUAAUAUAUCCUCCUGCAGACCCAAGAAAUUCAUUGAAAAAAAGGAGAAAAAUCAAUAAAACCUUCCUCACAAACAAUACCAUGGUUAGGUUCAAUGUUAGGAGUGUCACCUGUGUGAAAGAGGUGCUUUGGUUGAGGUACAUUCAACAAUGGAAGAUUUACCCCCUUUUUUCUUUUUCAUGAUAAUUCAUGCCACUGACACAAGACCAAAAUAAGUAAGGGCUUAAGUUUUGUUGGAUAUUUAAGAAGAAAGCUUUAAGAUAAAAGAAAUAUUAUGAUUUAUUAUUACAUUAGUAAUCCAAUAGAUAUAACAAGAAAGCUUACAAAGUGCCCUACAAGUUUGCUAAAAUAAAAUGUUGAGAUAAAAUUAUAGCCCUCUAAAUAAAAGAGAGUACAUGUAUUAUACCAUGUAGAAGGGUUCUCUUGCGAUCUGCUAAAAUGAUGCAACACAAAAGGGGUUUACAGGUCAAUGCAUGAAGAGUUGAUAUAGCUUUCAUUUUUGUCUCACCUGCAUAGCAGAGUGAGACUAUAGGCGCCGCUUUUCCGACGGCGGCGGCGUCAACACCAAAUCUUAACCGAAGAUUAAGUUUUUGAAAUGACAGCAUAACUUAAAAAGUAUAUGGACCUAGUUCAUGAAACUUGGCCAUAAGGUUAAUCAAGUAUUACUGAACAUCCUGCCUGAGUUUCAUGUCACAUGACCAAGAUCAAAGGUCAUUUAGGGUAAAUGAACUUAGACUAUGUUGGGGAAAUCAACAUCAAAAUCUUAACCUACAUGUAUGGUUAAGUUUUUGAAAUGUCAUCAUAACUUAGAAAAUAUAUGGACCUAGUUCUUGAACCUUGGACAUAAGGUCAAUCAAGUAUUACUGAACAUCCUGCAUGAGUUUCACGUCACAUGACCAAGGUCAAAGUUCAUUUAGGGUCAAUGAACUUUGGCCAAAUUGGGGGUAUCUGUUGAAUUACCAUCAUAACUUUGAAAGUUUAUGGAUCUGACUCAUGAAACUUAGACAUAAUAGUAAUCAAGUGUCACUGAACAUCCUGUGCAAGUUUCAGAUCACAUGGUUAAGGUCAAAUGUCAUUUAGGGUCAACAAACUUUGGCAAAAUUGGGGGUAUUUGUUGAAUUACAAUCAUAACUUUGAAAGUAUGUUGGUCUAGUUCAUAAAACUUGGACAUAAGAGUAAUCAAGUAUCAUGGAACAUCCUGUGCGCAUUUCAGGUCACAUGACCAAGGUCAAAGGUCAAUGAACUUUAGCCAUAAUGGGGGUAUCUGUUGAAUUAUCAUCAUAACUUUGAAAGUUUAUGGAUCUGACUCCUGAAACUUGAACAUAAGAGUAAUCAAGUAUCACUGAACAUCCUGUGCGAGUUUCAGGUAACAUGAUCAAGGUCAAAGGUCAUGUAAGGUCAAUGAAUUACCAUCAUAACUCUUAGUUUAUUGGUCUAGUUCAUAAAACUUGGACAUAAGAGUCAUCAAGUAUCACUGAACAUCUCAUGCGAGUUUCAGAUCACAUGACCAAAGUCAAAGGUCAUUUAAGGUCAAUGAACUUUGGCCAUUUUAGAGGUAAUUAUUAGAUUGCUGUCAUAACUUUUAAAGUUUAUAGAUAUAGUGUAUAAAAUGUGGAUAUAGGUGUAAUCAAGUAUCACUGACAAGUUUUAGGUCACAUGAUCAAGGUCAAAUGUCAAUGAACGUAGUAUUGUAUCAUUAUAUGAAUGGUGUUUUUUUAUGAUAAUUAUUUUAUUGUAGUUUUCAAAGUCAGCACUGCUGCUAUAUUGAAUCGCGUGAUGCAGGUGAGACCGCCAGAGGCAUUCCACUUGUUGUUUUAUGUACACUCUCUGUGCUCUAAUAUACAGUAACUUGUCUGUGCAAUAUGCUUGUUCAUUUACACAUACAUGUAAAAACAAAUUGUACAAAAAAUAAAAUUUGUAAAAUUUGUAAAAAAAAAACUAUUUGGGUUCCAGAUACACAAAAUUAAAUUUUUUGACGAUACAAUCAAAAGAAAUUAAUUUUACGAAAUCAUUGAAGAAUCAUUAAAUCAUGUGUACUAUAAAGCAGGUGAAAAUUAUCUUUCAAGUAAAUACAAAUUUCAGAUCUCCCUAAUGUAGAGAUUUGUUUUCAUUUAUUCUUAGCUGUUUUGUUACCAUUUCCCCCUCUUGACCUUACAGUGACUGGUAUCUGGAAUUUCAGGGUUAGGGAAUUAUGUUUUAAGUCUCUUGAUGAAAGGUAUUACAUGCAAGGUUUACCAUCGAUGUGAUUUACAUGCGAAAAAAAAAACACUAGGAACUUGAACAGUUUUUGUUUUUUGUCAAUCGGCAUUCUAUCAUGUGGAUAGUUGCUAGAUAUGGCAAGCAUUGGAAAAAAAAAUUAUCCCCAAAAUUGAUUGGUAUUAGUGACCACUGCUCGUUUAUCAAUAUCUUUAUUAAUGGAUAGUUGCUAUAUCGGUCAAGCAUUUGAGGAUUUUGUAACUUCAACUUUAAAACAUUUUUGAUAUGUUGGUGAUCAGGAGCCCAUUGCACAAAGAGUUGUAAUCAAACGCAACCCUUUAAGAUCAUUUGCAAAUUGAUUUUCAACCAAUGAAAUGCAUGCAUUUGGGAUUUACGUUUGAUUUCUUGACUUGCGUUUCAAUACAGCUCUUCCUGCAAUGGCCCCCUAGUGAGAUAGGUAAGGGUCUUGAUACUAUGCAGACUCAAUCUUUUCAUCAAAAUGUAUAUCUUCUCUUUUCUUAUUAUUUUGAUGAAAUGUUUAAUAAUCAUGGUCAAAUUGUACAGGUCAUACAGAAUAUUGUACAGUUUAUUCACGUAUUACAUGAUUUAUCGAUAUGAAGAUAUUAAAGUCGUUUUGAACAAUGAACCACAAAUUA